CUUCUUCCUCUUCUUCCUCUCCCCUUCACUUGCUUUUCCUCGUUCUUACCACGCUUUUCCGGUAGACGAUCUUUCUUUCUUUCCCUUGCAUCAUUUCUUGACCAUCCAUUCUUUGGUCUGAUUCUUCGUCUUCUUUUUUCUUUACUAUUAUUAUCUUGUUCGCAUCUGUAUAAUCUCUUGUCAAGAUGUCCGGUGUUACGCCCGUUGCUGUCUACGCCCUGCGCGUCCCCGCCAAUGGUGCUCUGAUCCCCGCCGUUCCGGAGUUCUCUGCCAUGUUCCGUGUCAGCAUGGCUGCCAUUGACCCCGAUGAGGCUCCCGAGUACGAGGACGGUUUCGACUCCAACAAGCGCCCCCGUGCUACCCUGAAGCUUGUGCGCGCUCCCCCUGGUCUCGACCUCGAAGGCGAGGACGAUGACGACGAGGACUGGGAGGACGACGAGGAUGAGGAUUCCGAGGACGACGAGGAGGUCAACGGUGGUCCCAGCGACAAGGAGAAGGCCCGCAAGCUCAAGCUGGCUGCCGCUCGCAAGGAGCUCGAGGAUGCCAUGGAUGAGGAUGAUGACGAGGAGGACGACGAGGAGGGCGAGUUCGACCUCAAGGCCGCCAUCUCCAAGCUGAUCAAGGGCAAGGCCCCCGCCAACGAUGACGAGGAGUCUGAUGCCGAGUCCGAUGAGGGUCUUGAGCUUGACGAGACUGUCAUCUGUACCCUGGACCCCGAGAAGAACUGCCAGCAGCCUCUCGACAUCGUUGUCAACGAGGAGGAGCCCGUCUUCUUCAAGGUUACCGGUACCCACACCAUCUACCUGACCGGUAACUAUGUCAUGCCCACCGACGACCACCACCAUGACCAUGAUGACGAGGAGUCCGAUGAGGAGGACUACGACCUUUCUCCCGAUGAGGAUGAGCUCGACAUGGAGGACCUGAUCGGCGAGGAUGACGAGAGCGAUGACCUCGACGACCUGGAGGACCCUCGUAUCACCGAGGUCGACAGCGAGGAGGAGGAAGCCCCCAAGCUCGUUGAGUCCAAGGAGACCAAGGGUAAGGGCAAGCGCGCUGCUGAGCCCGAGGAGGCCAAGCCCGAGCCCGCCCUCAGCAAGAAGCAGCAGAAGAAGCUGAAGAAGAACAACGGCGAGGCUGCCCCUGUUGAGGAGAAGAAGGAAGCCAAGGAGGGCAAGGAGGCCAAGAAGGUCCAGUUCGCUAAGAACCUUGAGCAGGGCCCGACUGGCUCCACCCAGCAGAAGCCUGCUGAGAAGUCCACCGGCACCCUGGGUGUCAAGGAGGUCAAGGGCGUCAAGAUCGACGACAAGAAGCUGGGUCAGGGUGUCGCCGCCAAGGCUGGUAACACCGUUGCCAUGCGCUACAUUGGCAAGCUCGAGGACGGCAAGGUCUUCGAUGCUAACAAGAAGGGCAAGCCUUUCACCUUCAAGCUCGGCAAGGGCGAGGUCAUCAAGGGUUGGGACAUCGGUGUCGCCGGCAUGGCUGUCGGUGGUGAGCGCCGCAUCAGCAUCCCCCCUCACCUCGCCUACGGCAAGCGUGCUCUCCCCGGCAUCCCCGCCAACUCCAAGCUGAUCUUCGACGUCAAGCUUCUCGAGAUCAAAUAGAUCUGAGUCCCCCUACUAACAUCUAGCUGUCUGUGUCUGUUACUCCAUUUGGGUUUGCUUCACCGGUGUUUGGGGGUUCGUUCAAUCUGACAUCAGUCCUGUGAUAUCCGACUUGUUUUUCUCUUGCACAGCCUUCCGAUGCAUAUUGGCAGGGAUGAGGAUAUUGCAAGCCAUCCAACUAUCUUUGUCUAAUAAAAAGUGUUUGGUUUGAUUC
Messenger RNA from Aspergillus eucalypticola CBS 122712, 1815 nucleotides. RefSeq names its product FKBP-type peptidyl-prolyl cis-trans isomerase. The record is from RefSeq and is a predicted model, not a curated record. Gene Ontology annotation, cellular component: nucleolus; chromatin. Lineage: Eukaryota; Fungi; Ascomycota; Eurotiomycetes; Eurotiales; Aspergillaceae. The transcript is spliced from 4 exons. The coding region runs from base 186 to 1601 and encodes 471 amino acids. Gene Ontology annotation, molecular function: macrolide binding; peptidyl-prolyl cis-trans isomerase activity.